Molecule: messenger RNA, 599 nt
Organism: Drosophila santomea
Lineage: Eukaryota; Metazoa; Arthropoda; Insecta; Diptera; Drosophilidae
Product: matrix-remodeling-associated protein 7
Exons: 2
Coding region: 93-599 (168 amino acids)
Source: RefSeq, a predicted model, not a curated record
AUUUCAUUCGUGGUCAACGGCCACACUAAGCCCAAAGAAAAACAAUAAUAGUGAAUUCAGUAACAAUAAAUAACAGAAAAAAAGAAUUCCAAAUGCACGAUUUUUUGCCGUCAAUGGAUGGGGUCUUCCUUGGACUACCGGGUCACUACUCGGUAGCUCUGAUCACGCUUGUCCUGUGCGUUUUGAUUGCUUUCUACUUCGCCAACAUCUUCAAGGACAAGGGAGAACUGGAGGACGAAGGUUUGGGGGCCGACGAGCCGCGCGAUGAGGAGGAUUUCGAGUCGAAUACUCCACAAGGAGAGGAAACUGACGACGACGAGGCCUACGAAGAGAACUCCACCGACAGCGAAGUGGAGCUUAUCGAGGAACAGAUGCCCGGGCACAAUUACAACCACCUGAUGGGCCAGCUCAAAGCCAAAAGGUUCCAGCACAAGAUGGAGAAGACUUUGACUCCCAGCCAAAUCGAGGAGGAAUGCCGAAUAGAGCGGGAGCAGCUGGCGGCCAUCUUUGAGCUCCUGCGCAAACAGGAGGCGGAAUUAAACCUCCAGGACCGCAUAAGCGACCAGGAUCUCAAGCAGCAGGUGCGGCUCUAUCGCUAA